GAUGGGUGUUCGUUGUGCAGCUCCGCGCCCCGGAUCCUCGUCAGGAUAAAAGCCUAAACAAACUCCUGCACACAGGGAUGGACCCCGCAGGUGAAGAUUGGAUUAAGAGAGAAAAUGAGGAGGAAAGUCCCCAGCAAACAGAUCCUGUACCAGUGAAUCCUGAACAACCACCUGAGCCGUUGUCAGAGGAGAACGAGGAUUUCCUGGAUUCUGAGCAGCCAGAAAUCUGCCAGAGGGAUCUGGCACCCCACGGAGAUACGUUUGCAGGAGACAUGUGUCUCAGCUACGGGAAUGGCCCUCCAAGGAUCCACCCAAAUGACCGGCCGUUCAAGUGCGACGUCUGCGAGAAGAGCUUCCGCCACAGCUCCAGCCUUCUGACCCAUCGACGUCUCCACACUGGGGAGAAACCAUACAAGUGCACCGACUGUGGGAAAAGCUUCAACACCAGCUCAGCGCUCAUUGUGCACCGCCGGACCCACACCGGGGAGAAGUCGUAUGUCUGCUCGGACUGUGGCCGGUGCUUCAGCGAAGGCUCUGUGCUCAUCAAGCACUGGCGGAUCCACACGGGGGAAAAGCCGUACAAAUGCGCCAUCUGCGGCCGCGGCUUCCGGCAGAGCUCGCAGCUCCGGGCCCACGAGCGGACGCACACGGGCGAGAAGCCCUACGAAUGCCAGGACUGUAGGAAAUGCUUCAGCACCAGCUCGAACCUCUCAGCCCACCAGCGGACCCAUACAGGUGAAAAGCCCUAUAUCUGCACUGAGUGCGACCGGCGGUUUGGGCACAAGUCACACCUCAUCUCCCACCAGAAGACGCACACGGAGAAGCUGCAUGCUUGCCCCGACUGCCCUGCCAGCUUCCGCAUGAUCCACCAGCUCCUGGUCCACCGCAAAUCCCACCAGGAAGACCGGCGCUACAAGUGCCUGCUGUGUGGGAAGACCUUCAGCUACAGCUCUGCCCUGCUGGCCCAUCAGCGGAUGCACACGGGGGACAGGCCCUUUAAGUGCCUUGAGUGUGGCAGGAGCUUCAUCCGGAACUCAGACUUGAACAAGCACCAGAGAAUCCACACAGGUGAGAAGCCUUAUGAGUGCCCUGAGUGUGGGAAGAGGUUCAACCAGAGCUCCCACCUGGUCAGCCAUCGGAGGGUCCACUUCAAAGGUGCUGCAAAAAAUCCCAGUGCCAAUGCAAGUGUCCCAGUGGAGCAGGAAACAGAGUCUUCCUGAAGAUCCUCUUCAUAGUCCCCCUCUGCUGAGAGCUGCUUCUGUUAUGAUCAGUUGUUCAGGUUACAGAUCUGUACAAAUCCUGGGAACAAAUCCUAUUUGACACAGCAGGACUUACUUCUGAGAAAAGUUGCACUGACAUACAAACGACUGUGUUUUAUUCCAAGCUUUGUAACAAAACAAAUCUCUGUUUCAAGGUGGUUCAGUUCUUCAUCAAAGAAAGCUGAGUUCUGUGGCCUUGGAUGCCUUAUGCAAAUCAAGCAAACAUAAAUAUAUUUGAAUAAUUUGUUCCAUUUCUGCAGGUCACAGGAAAGGACAGGGAGAGACACAGGGCACUGAGAAAUCCUGCUGGUGGGAGAUCCUACUCACCCUUUCUCUGGCUUCGGAGAUUUUGCCAGGUGUUGCCUACAUGCUUUGGGGUCUAUUUUUGUUGUC
This is a messenger RNA of Varanus komodoensis (Komodo dragon), 1652 nucleotides long. RefSeq names its product zinc finger protein OZF-like. The transcript has 2 exons. Gene Ontology annotation, molecular function: RNA polymerase II cis-regulatory region sequence-specific DNA binding; DNA-binding transcription activator activity, RNA polymerase II-specific. Gene Ontology annotation, cellular component: nucleus. Bases 78 to 1220 code for a protein of 380 amino acids. Lineage: Eukaryota; Metazoa; Chordata; Lepidosauria; Squamata; Varanidae. The record is from RefSeq and is a predicted model, not a curated record. Gene Ontology annotation, biological process: regulation of transcription by RNA polymerase II.